This is a messenger RNA of Syngnathoides biaculeatus (alligator pipefish), 2728 nucleotides long. It is a transcript of the gene gmeb2, whose product is annotated as glucocorticoid modulatory element binding protein 2. Bases 351 to 1904 code for a protein of 517 amino acids. NCBI's taxonomy places the organism in Eukaryota, Metazoa, Chordata, Actinopteri, Syngnathiformes, Syngnathidae. The record is from RefSeq and is a predicted model, not a curated record. Gene Ontology annotation, cellular component: nucleus. Gene Ontology annotation, biological process: positive regulation of transcription by RNA polymerase II. The transcript is spliced from 10 exons. Gene Ontology annotation, molecular function: RNA polymerase II cis-regulatory region sequence-specific DNA binding; DNA-binding transcription activator activity, RNA polymerase II-specific.
AGUGCAUUCCUAAAUGUCAAAUAGCAAGGAAAUUCAAUCUGAUAUUUCGACAGUAGGUGGCGAUAGGCAGCUAUACUGUUAGGUUUUGUACUCCAUGAAUGUGGCAAAGUAGGAGCGUCAUCUGCGCACAGCUAAUGGACAUUGAGGAAGUCGCAGGAAGAUGGAACUUUGGAUUUCAAGCGUAGUCAAAGUAUUUAGUGACUUUAUCAUGUUAGGUGGAAAUCAGCUCACUGCACUUACGUGUUGUUUAUCCGCCACGACUAAAUAAUCAGGAAAGUUUGUAGCGACCAUUGUGCUAACGUUAGCAACCGCGCAGCUAGGCAUCUGCUAAAAAUCAGUGAUACACAAGCAUGGCCUCAUCCGAAGUGAAAAUGCAGGAAAUGAGCGAGGUCGUGAUUGUCACAAUGUCGGAGGAAGCCGUCGAAGGCCUCUCCUCUGUGGUGGAGGAGGAGAAAGCAGUCCUGGUGACCACGCAGCUCAGCCACGAGCAUGGGGAGCAGAUCCUCACAGUCACUCAAGUAGAACCCGAUGACACGAGUAAAACAGAUUCCUUGUGCAAUGAAGAAGCAGUCAUUGUGAAAUUAACGGAUGAGGUAGACGUGGAGGCUGAUGUGUUCUAUCCCAUCACUUGCGGAGAUGCCACAGCCACGCUGGUGUGGAAGAAGUUUGUCUGCCCCGGGAUUAAUGUGAAAUGUGUUCAGUUUAAUGAUCAGCUCAUCAGCCCAAAGGAGUUUGUCUGCCUCGCAGGCAAGUCCACAUUGAAGGACUGGAAAAGAGCCAUCAGACUCAAUGGCACCAUGCUCAGAAAGAUCAUGGACUCUGGAGAGCUGGAAUUCUACCAUCACGCAAAAAUCUGCUCCAACACCUGCCGCAGCACCAAGAUCGAUCUCUUGGGAAAUAAAGUGGCCACCAGCUCGGAUCAGUCUGCCGACUUGGCUGCUGCCACCUCAUCCACUGCUUACGCGAAUGGAGAACCCUCUCCAGAGGCGUCAUCAGAACCUUCAGAGUGGGUCACAGCCGUUGGAGAGGAUGCUGUGUCAUUCUGGCGUGCUGUGAAAGACGCGGGACUCCUGGAGGAGGUGAUUGAGGACUUCCAGAAGGAGCUCCAAGAGGUCCUAAAGGGGCUACACGAAAGAGUGUGUGAGCCAUCACUUCAGGUCAAAGAUGCUGCUUUGCUCAACAGCAUAGUGCACAACUUUGGAAUGCUGGAUCUGGUGAAGAAGGUUCUGAGCAGUCAUAAGAGCCAGAUGGACCAUUACAGAGAGCAGUACACCAACAGCCUCGCCGCUCUGGAGCAGCAGUGUGAUGAGCACAGAAAGCGAGCCAGGGAGCUGAAGAGUAAAUCUCAACACCUGAACAACGUCCUGAUGAACUUUACCCCCGGACCCAAAGCUCCAGCACCCAAACGCUGCCGGAUGAGCCGCGCCGUCUCCACCCCGGCCUCCAUAAGCCCCGCGCCUGCGCCGGUCACGCUGCCUCUAAACCAGCUGAGCGCCGUGCCGCUCGCCAAGCUGUUGACUGUGACGGGGGCGCCGGCUGCCCAAAACCUGGGGAGCUACACGCUUCUGACCUCACCGCUCAAUGGCUCAGAGCUGGUGGCCGACGCUUCCAACCUGACCGUGCUGUCCACGCUGGCGGGUCAAGAGGCGACGUCCCCAGAGAACGGCGCCGUCGUCUCUUCGACCUUUGUCAAAAUGGUCACCCCUCAGUUCCAGUUGGUGACGCUGCCCUCCACGAUGCAGGGCCUGGCCGCCGCGCAGCCAGUCGACACCAUUGCCGUGGUGGACGCCACGGCGACAACUGCAGAUGUUUUCCUACAGGGUGUCCAAGCUGGUGAGAAUGGAGAAGGUCAGCACAAUGAGGUCAGAGGGGAUGACAUGCAGCAGCUGGUGGAGCAGCAAUGAUGGCAAAUUAGGAUUUCAUUUGUUUCCAGGACACGUUUUUUUGGGGGGACGGUAUCUAAAACCAUAUCAGUAUUGCGCAUGUUCUAAUUAAUUUAGAGCAUUUAUGGUAGAUGGUGAAAAGGAAUACACAUAGACGCCCACAUAUAUACGGCUCAACAUUCGUGAAUUUGCAAAUUUGUGGAUUUUUUUUUCAUUUUUAUUUUUUACUGGCCUAAAAAAAACAAACAAAAAAAAAAAAACACUUUUCCCUAUGUCAAAAUGUAAAAAAAACAAAAAAACGUGUGAGUGUAUAUAAGGAUUUCAAAGCCUUUUUGGGACGGCAUUAAUUUCUCACAAAUUUUCACCAUUCACGGCAGGGCUCAGUUACGAGCGCUUGCUAACGGUGGGGGUUCUCUGAAAAAAAAAAAAAAAGGCUGUUUAUAUUUGUCAUUGUUCACCAGAUAACAGGGCAAUGUUACCAAGGGUUGCGAUUAUGUAUUGUAACGUUUGAGCACCCUCGAUUAGCUUCCAUCACCUUUCGGCGAUAUUGGGAGUCAGAACUGAAAAAGUGCCUCAUGUAUGUAAUUUCCUUGUAAUGUAUCAAGUCACAUGCCAAGGAAAAAAAAAAAAAAGGAUACAAACAGCGGACGUCCUACCGGUCUUUCCUGUGUUGUGUUCCUCUUGGCGGAUUUUUUUGAGUGGAUAUGUUGCCAUGCUGCAAAGAUGAACAGAAUGUUUCAAAUAUUUCACUUUUUCUUUGAUCAUAUGAAUUGCUCAUCAAAUGUUACUCCUUUGAGCUCCACAUGAAAUAUUUGAUUUGGAUAAUGUAAUUUGUGUAAGAAAUG